AACUUUCGCCUCAUAUAUUUUUCGAUUUAAUUGCCGAGGUAAUUUUAUAUGUCUUAUUGCUUUUACUUUUUGUAACUUUCUAAUAAUUGUUUACCGUGUUUUUUUAACCAGGUUGUAAUGGUCUAUCCUACAGAGAACGCCGUGGAUCUUUAUGUCACCGAUUUCACCGAGAACAAACGUCUUGGCAAUCGAGAAUAUAGGACGAAUACUCCUUAUGGCCUUCCUAAUGAAAGCAUUUUGCAAAUCACAUUAUGGGAUGAACAUGCUGAAGAUGGUGAAGAUCUUCAGAUCGGAACAUUUGUUCUGUUGCAAAAUCUGCAUGCGAAAAUUAAUACAAAUGGCGAUCUAGUGGCCGCUUUACAUGGUGAUAGAGAACUCAGAAGAAAAAAAAUCAAUGUAUUAGACAAAAAUGAUGUUGAGAUUGCCAAGCUUAUUCGUCGAAGGAAUGCAUAUUAUGAAGAGCAUCAGAAUUCUUUAGAAUAUCACGAAAGAGACUCUUCCCCUGAGCUUGAAUCUGACACAACGGAACAAUCAAUAACGAAUGAUAUAAAAGAUUGUCCAGAGCCUGUAGGUUUGUUUCGAACUCGUGGCCGUGUAAUUUCUGUUAUUCCCUCCAAUUUUGAAGACUUUUCUCGACCAUACUGUCAUAGAUGCAAUAAAAUAAUGAAUUUUGCAGAGUACGAAAAUUGUACGCAAUGUUUUAAAAAAUUAAAAGUAUUUAAAUACGAUUUUGGUUUAUUAUUUGAGGAUGAGCUUGGUGCGGGAACUCUUCCGGUAUUAAUAACAAACGAAGAUGCGAAUACAUUUUUGGACGGAUUGCCUCCAGUAAAUCUUUAUAAGAAUCCAAUGUUUCUUCAAAAGUUAAAAGAUCGAAUGCACAAACUGUUGGGUAAUGUCUUAAAGAGUCAAGCAAGUUGUGGGCCUUUAAUAGAUUUUUGUGUAAUGUCUUAUGAGGUGGAAGAUGAAUGCAAUAAGUUUAUAAGGAUAUACAAAAUGUUUGAUACCAUAUUAGAAGACUAAUAAAUGUUAUUUCCAUUAUAAAGAAUCUAUACUAAUAAUUAAUGGUUGAAAACAUUUUUAUUAAAAAUUUCUACGUUAAAAAUCAAAUUUCUAUUUUAGAUUCGAGUUUGCUAUAAUGCUAACAGUUUUUAUUACACGGUUAAAAUCGAUGAAUAACAAAAAAUUUAAGGCCU
This is a messenger RNA of Rhizophagus irregularis DAOM 181602=DAOM 197198, 1193 nucleotides long. The record is from RefSeq and is a predicted model, not a curated record. NCBI's taxonomy places the organism in Eukaryota, Fungi, Glomeromycota, Glomeromycetes, Glomerales, Glomeraceae.